AUGCUCUUUACGAUGAGGAGCUCUUUGUCGUUGGUGGCACUGCUAUCCGCAGGGGCAGCUAAUGCUACCUACACCAAUUCUACACCGACAUUCACUCCUCAAGCGAUGUUGAGUUCUCCUCGUCGAGGGUCGGCAAUCCCAAAUGCAGAUGGAACGCUUGCACUUUACACUGUGGCCACCUACUCAUUUGAGAAGCAUCACAAUUCUCAUGAGCUCCGUGUGAUGAACCUUGCGAAUGGUACAUCUUGGCUAUUCAGCAACUCUAGUGGCAUCAGCAAUGCCAAUUGGUUAGGCGAUGGAAGUAAGAUCAUUUGGUUCGUUUCGGAGGAGGAUGGAUCCACUAGUUUCGUCGUGGGAGACGCGACGGCACCAAGCGCAGAAGCCACCUCAGCAGGUUCUGUUCCUGGAGCAGUAGACAAUCUCAAGCUAACUAGCAUUGGUGAGGGAACUCUUGGUGUUGCAUUCAGUGGCCAAGCUUUACCCAAUGGUACUUUGUACAAUUCCGAACUCGCUCCUACACCCUAUUCGACCGGAAGAGCGUAUACCACCAUUUUCGUCAGGCAUUGGGAUACUUAUAUUACAUCCCAAAGAAACAGUAUUUGGUACGCGGCUUUGUCAACCACGGGCGGUAAUUAUACCCUCAGCGAACCAAUUAAUGUGUUGAAUGGAUCUGGACUCGAAUCGCCUGUCCCACCGUUUGGUGCUACAAACAGCUUUGACAUUGGUAGCAAAGGUUUAUCAUUCAUUGCGAAGGACAUUACUUUGAACCAAGCUACCACAACCAAAUCUGAUGUUUACUAUGUGCCAUUGACUACAUUUACCGAAACCUCUCCAGAAUUGAAAGUGGUUUCCACUCCCAAUCUCGAAGGUGCUUCAGACGCUGUAGUCUUUUCACCGUCUGGAUCUUCACUUGCUUUCAUUCGUAUGGCACAUAUCGCCUACGAAAGUGACAAGAACCGUGUUCUACAAGUAGCAGACGUCACUUCCGAUUUGACUGCAAUUGAGUUCUUUGCUUCAGAGGAUGGAAAGGGAGCUUGGGAUCGUAGCCCAAGUACACUCCUUUACAGUCAAGAUGGAGAAUCUAUUCACGCAGUAGCCGAAGAUUUUGCUAGAGUUAGACUUUUCACAUUUUCUUCGGAUCCUGCAAACACAACACUUCCAUCCAUUAUCUACAAAGAUGGUGGUGUAACAGAUCUUCACCCGCAAGGAAAAGACAAGUUACUUAUUAGCAGUUCAAGCUAUCUCGAUAACUCGGUCUUCUCAUCCGUUGACCCCAGCGUUUCAGCUGCCACUAAUGCAUCAUCUGGUGUCACCACCAUCUCAGCCAAUCUCAACAGCCUCAAGGCAUAUGGACUUUCCCGUGAUUCCAUCUCCGAUGUUUUCUACCAAGGCGACGGAGACUACCUCGUCCACGCAUGGGUCAUCAAGCCAAGUACAUUUGUUGAAGGCCAAAAAUACCCCCUAGCAUUCUACAUUCACGGUGGACCUCAGGGAGCAACUGAAGAUGUUUGGAGUACCCGUUGGAACAUGGCUGUGUUCGCCGAACAAGGCUAUGUCGUUGUAGCUUUCAACCCUACCGGUAGUACAGGGUUUGGUCAGAACCUCACCGAUGGAAUUCAAAACCAGUGGGGCGGUAGACCAUACCACGAUCUCGUCAAAGGUUGGGAAUACAUCGAAGAAAAUCUCUCAUUUGUCGACACCGAUCGAGCUAUCGCUUUGGGUGCCAGUUAUGGUGGAUACAUGGUGAACUGGAUUCAAGGCCAACCUCUUGGACGUAAGUUCAAGGCUUUGUUCACACACGAUGGAUGUUUCUCCACUCUUGCCCAAUAUUCCUCCGAGGAACUUUGGUUCAUGCAACAUGACUUCAACGGAACACUCUGGGAAAACUUCGACAACUACGCACGCUGGAAUCCAGCGAACCACACCGAUGCCUGGUCGACUCCUCAUCUCAUUAACCACAAUGAGUUAGAUUACCGUCUUCCAAUCGCGGAAGGUCUUGCGGCGUUCAAUGUACUCCAGGCAAAGGGUAUUGAGAGUAAAUUCUUGAGUUUCCCUGAUGAAAACCAUUGGGUUUUGAACCAGGAGAACAGUUUGGUGUGGCAUAAGACUGUGUUAGAUUGGUUGAAUGAACACGUAGGCUUACCUGUUUAUUCUAGCCCAAAUGAUACCGACUAUAGGGCCGUUUUGCAGAGUGGUCUUUGGAUUUGA
Molecule: messenger RNA, 2208 nt
Organism: Botrytis byssoidea
Lineage: Eukaryota; Fungi; Ascomycota; Leotiomycetes; Helotiales; Sclerotiniaceae
Exons: 4
Coding region: 1-2208 (735 amino acids)
Biological process (GO): proteolysis
Molecular function (GO): serine-type endopeptidase activity
Source: RefSeq, a predicted model, not a curated record